AAAAGUCAUCGGUUAUAACAACAGAGAUCUCGAGUUCAUGUGUGGGUGAGGGUGAGGAAUCAAUAAGGUACACAUGUGAAGGUGGUGGCGGCUGACGGGCUUUGACUGCUGAUGGUUCUGUUAAUGCCUUGCCUUAGUGCCUACGAUGUUGUGUUUUGCCCGUUUGUCACUCGCGACCCUACACGCUGCCUACGAGUCAUUCUCGCGAACGCGGCCGUUGGUAGCGGUCAAAAACUAGAAUUAUGCACCAUUUGUGUCAGGUCUGGUAAAUCUUCCCCGUCCUUCUCCGGACCCAUCGUGUUCCGCUUCGAAUCUCCAUGUCCGACCCCAGAAGCUGACUUCAAUUCGCUGCGUAACCUAUUAUUCACAGCACCGGCAAUGGCGCAAGCUAUGCAUCGGACUCGCUUGCCCAAUCUGCCUUCACCAUUUAUUUUUCAUCUCUUCAUUCUGCCGAACUCUUUAUUUCGGGGAAUCAACACUGCUCGGGUGUGGAUCUUGGGUUGCGUUGGGCGUGCCUGUCUACAUGAUUCCGUUGGUAACUCUUCGUCGUGAAGCGCCCCAAUUGGCCCUAACCCUGCUUUCCACCACCCCUGUUUCGCGGUUUCGGUACUCUUCCAGGACAGUAGUGUUGCUAGUGAAGAUUCCGUAGGUGGGAUGUGGUGUGUGCGUGGCGUAAUCUCAUAAUCUUUGGAAGGGGGUACACCUCGGCCGUGGUGAUUGGGCUCUUUCUUUCACCCUCGUGAGAACCCAACAAAUUAGCUGCAGAGAGGACGAUGCGUUGUAGCUUCGUGCAUGUGGCCAUGGGUUGAACAGCUCGGAAGCUGUAGCGGUGAGGUUAGGUCUUGGAAUUGUUAUGGCAAGACCCAUGCGAGAGUGCGGCCUGCUCAAGGCCUGCAAUUCGGGUCAGUGGGCAAGUGGUCCGAAUUGCAUAUUCGAGUGUUGAUCUCUGGGUCGUGCAUGUGGUGGGGUUUUGUGUCGUGCCAAAUCAGUGCAUAUCCUUAGACUGGAAUGGGUCCCACAGGGCUUGAUCGAAAUUCGCCCCCGUCGUCAGGUCUUUGUGGUGCACCGGCGGACACAGAAUUGGGGAGCGCGUAGUGGCAAGGCGUUGCGUUUGCAUCUGGUGCUAAGAUCUGUGUGACUGCGACUGUAUGCUUAUGCUGUUCACGGUUCAUGGACACGUAGUAUUGUAGCUGUGGGAUAGCGUCUCGCGUUGAGAGGAUGGAGGUUGAACGUGUGGUAGGAGCUGGAAGGACUGUAUUGUCUUCAUGGUGUGGAAUGGUUGUACUGGAUUUGAGGGGACAAUCUGUUGUAUGGCAGCUUCCGUGAUAAGUCGACACGGGCACUGAGUUGGAACUGAUGAGUCCACGAGCACCUGGUGAACAUGUGAAGGGCUGUUGGAUUUUGCGCAUUGUCUUGGUACAAGUGGGCUCACGGUGCUGGAAGGGGAUUGUGGAUUGGAGCGUGCAGGAAGGCGUGAAACAGGUGUUGGAGGAAUCGGGGAAAAGCGGAAUGAGUGCAGGGUGGGUUGUGGCAAGGUGUCGUAGUAGCUUAGGGAAGGAAUCAGCUGUUGGCUGGUUUUAGAUCCGGCUCAUUUCUUGGAACAGGUAUCCGUCGAUCUCGGCAGAAUGCAGCUGUUGACACGAAUCGAAGGGGUUGUAAUGGAUUCCACCUGGUGGAACAGCUGCAUUAUUACGGACUCUGUAUCAGGUGAAAGAGAAAGUUUGAGUAAGGCGUGGGUGCUGCCACUGGUCGUGACUGUUCAGUAGACAUAGGACCCAGGGCGUCAAGGCAGCUGCAGCAGGGAAUGGGUUUGUUUGAGGGCUGUAUUUGAGGGGGCAACGUCAGCAGCGCUUGGAUCCCUCGCAACCGGGUGAUGUCGCGCAGUUUCUAUGAGUUGCAUGGCUUGUGGUGUUUACAGAAGUCAUGAGGCAUGAUUGAGUUCCUGCACAGUUGCCAGGACAGCAAUCCGGAGACGGGCAAAUUUGAUGCGGGCAUGGUGCGGGUUCUAGGCUGCUCUUGGAUACACGCGUCUGAUGCAGCGUUGGGAGUGCCUUGCAAGAAUGUAGCUUGUCAUGGUGUAGGAGAAGGAUAGACCUGCAUCCAGAGUGGUGAGAAGCAGGUUUGAGUCCCGAGAAGGGGAGGUGAAUGAGGGUACGCGUCCUGGAUGCACAGGCAUUGAGGGAGGAGUGAGCCAGAUUGAUGACGGAACUUUCGAUGUAGGAUCGGACCCGGCGCAUCGCAGGAGCAACAAUGUGUGGUGCAAUCCAUCGAUUGCUGCGAUUGUGUGACGAGAGUGAAAAUGCGUGGUUGUGGCAAGCCUGAGAUGUCAGUGGUUGUCUUCCUUUAGGGUUUGGAGAUCGAAGGGGGAACGGCUUCGGGUUGUUGUGGUGCAGCUCUUUUGGUACUCAAGCUGGUUCGACGCGUCGGUGAGUGUGGAUGCUUCAUCUCGUGGCUAGCGGGUAAGCAAUGGUCCAGUGAACGUAGGUGAUGUGAUGUUGAGGAUUACUUGUGCAUAUGGCAAGAGUGGGAGGGGAAGGGCAUUGGAGAGAGGAUUCCGAGAGGCACGAUUGAGGAUGUGAUGAGGAACUCGGCAUCAAAACUUGGCGGCGACGGUACGGAGGACUUGAGGAUGGCACGUUGGGCAAUAGCAGGAGGCAGAGUGGUGAAUCUCGUGGGUCAACUCUGAGUCGGAUUGAAGACAGGCAGAGGUGGCCGCACCACACGGCUAGAGAUGGACACCACCAUCGAGAAGCCGAGCGAGAGUGAGCCAGUUGAGGUUGAGACAGCAUGUGCAGUCCAGCGUGGUGACGCUGAAGUGAAGCUAUUGAGCAGCAAGUUGGAGUUGGUAGAGCCAGAUUUGAAGGUCAGAAUUGAGAACGAGAGUUUUCCGGUGAGUCCAUCUGUGAGCACCAGUCCGGUUGGAAGCAACCUGCUGCCUUCACGUGCAAGAACUGCUGUGUGGAGGCAAAAAGUCCACUCGGGAGUUGGCGCACCAGUGUUGGCUGGGCAAAGGAUUUUGGAAUUUCCGAGCCCGGCGAUGGUGAGUCAGAUCGCUACCGCCAUUGGUCCAGGGCAGAGGGUGCCGUACGAGAGCUGUAAACCGGAAUCCAGUCCUGCACUUCCAGGGACGCUUCCCGUGGCAUAUCGGUCGCUUCCUCCUGCGGCAGGGGUUAUGGGCUUGACCCCGAACCUUUUGACUCCGUCGCCAAGUAUCCUGGUGCCAUCUGCGGGGGUGCCACCCUUACCGGCAAGCUUGUCCCUGUAUCCACCUGGUUUGCCACUCACUUCAGCGGGGCAUCGGCGGAUUCCAGCAGCUCUGUCCAAUUUGACUUCGGCUGCGGGAUGUUCAGACCCUCUGGCUUCGACAAAUUUAUGUCGACUUCCAGGGAGAACCCCGCAAGCUAAUGGGAGCAGCACAAAGGCGCGAUCGGAGCACAUGUGCCAUUCGUCGAGGCAGAGUUGCUCUCAGUAUUGCCUUCAGGGAUACAAGCUGUGUCUGUGGCACAUUCUGGAGGAUCCUUCCGCCCCAUACAAGCAGUGUGACUUCGCGGAGUUUCCUAGCCGGGAGCGCUGCCGUUUUCCUGUGUCACUGAAGUCCGAGAAUACCAGGUUCUGUCAAAUGCACAAGCAGGUGAAGGGGUUUACCAUAAAUCCUGUGACACUGAAGAACCAGCAAGCCAUGGAGCGUCCUCUUUUGGGGGAAUUCUCGGUGCUGGUGGUGGCAGCUGCAGUUGCACAUCAGAUGGAGAUAGUAGCGCCUCCAAAGCUUUGGGCUUCAGUUGUGGUGAACCACGUAUCAGUGGUUCCACCAUCAUGUGGAAGUGGGUCUGUGAAGGAGGAAUAUGGGGCGUCGAUGUUUCAGAGAUCUAUAAGCGGGAAGAAGGUAGGCGCACAUGUGCACGGCGAUGUGAAGCCCGGGGAUGUGCCGUUUGCGCGCACGAAUUUGAAACCGGCUGUAAGGAGAGCGCAAGGGGGCUUGCAGAUGAAGGAGGAUGGGAAAGGAUUCGGCAGCGCACAAGGAUCCAGCACGAAGGUGUGCGUGGAAUGCAACUUAGACAAUGGGAGUUGCAGGACAAGCGGUUGUGGAUAUCAGGAUGGCACCUCGAUGACCAUCGCGCAGUUGAAGGUUGGGCCUGCUUCCACGAAGGUCGCAAGCGAGCUGGAGAAUUUCCGUGCCCAGCUAGGGAACCGGCUAAGCAGCCACGGGAUCUCUCUUCCGUAUACGAUGCCCAGUAGUGGGGGGAAGGUGGGCACAGACCAGGGAUUGAGUGGUGGUGCUAGAGGGUUCCAUCGCAGCGGAAGUCCACAUGAUGAGAAGCUGAUUCGGCCGAGCACUCCAGGGCAGGUUUUCAUGAACGGAGGGUGUGCAAAGCGGCGGGCACACGAUGCAGCAAGUGUUCCGUGCUUGGUGGAUAUCGGGCCUGUAGAGCUGAACAGGGUAGGUUUGAUGUGCAGUCUGCAGCAGGUUCCAGGGAUGCUACAAGGGAAGAGGUCAUAUGACCAGCUGAGUAUCCUGCCGACAGUCGAUUUUGGAGGCCUGGACAUGGCCACGAUGGGAGUGCGGUGUGGGCCUCGAGAGCCUCGAGCUAUUCCUGGUUUGGCUAUCAAACGCAAGUCUAAGGUGCAGACCCCGAGAGACAGCUCUUCUAUGGGUCGAGGCCAGGGGCGAAGGGUGUUCUUCUCGCGAUUCGUUGGAGUGAGGAAGCGACCGUGGGGAGCCUAUGGGGCUGAGAUUCGUACGCCAGAGGGAAAGCGGUUGUGGCUGGGUACAUUCACUACGGAGGAAGCCGCGGCUCGGGCAUAUGAUGACGCCGCGAGAAUUUUCCGGGGUAAGAGUGCAGUGACGAACUUUGUGCAGGGUUCUGAAUUCGACUUCGGGAUGAGUUCUCCUUUUGCUAUGGGGUCGUCUUCGACUUCUAUGGAAGAAGAUAAUGCGAGUGAUGGGUCGGGCGCGAGAAUGCGCUCAGCAUUGAACAUGAAGAAGAAAGAUGGGGAGGCAGGAGUUGUGACACUUGGGAUCGUGCAGUCGAACCUUGGUAGUGGCGAUGGCAUGGGGGCGGGGAACAAGAUGGAUGGUUUUGGUAGUCCUGUGGAAACCUUGAACUUGUUAGGUGGUUUUGGAACGAAUGGCAAGGAAAAUGUGCAAGCACUGCGCAGUGCAUCCGAGGGUCCUGGUCGGACGCCAAGCGGGCAUUUGAAAGUCACAAGGGGGGUGGCAAAGGAAAGUUCGAGGCGUAAACAGUCGCAGAAGGUGACAGGUCGUGGAGGGAGUUCGAAGAAGGGCGAGGACUUGGGCGGGUUGAGGUGGCCAGAGGAAAGGCUGGAUGAAGGCACGUCAGGACCGGAUCGGCUGUUAUUGUUGAGCAAUUUCGCGAUCAGGCAUGAAGGGAUGGAGAUGGAGGAAGGGCCGGAUUCUUGUAAGAAUGAAUCGAAAGAGCAGGGAGCAGGUGCAGGGUCAGGUGUGGCUGGAACGGAUUCCGGGGACUCGGACGAAGAGUCGGAUGGCCCAUCAGAUGCGGAGCUGGGACUGGAUUCUGCCUCAGGGUUGCGGGUGAAAAUGGAGGAGGACGUCGGGGGUAGGGAAAAGUCCGCGGAGCCAUUCGUUUGUGCAGAACUGAACGAAGAGGAGAAACAGCAGCUGUUGGAGCUCGGGAAAGCGGACCCCGAGUUUCGGUUGACAGGGGUGCGCAAGUCUCAGUCAGGAAGAUUCGAAGCCACGAUUUAUGACCGCACGAUGAGGAAGAAAAUAUAUGUAGGAAUGUACAGUUCCAUGCUGGAGGCUGCCCGUGCACGCGAUCAGAAAGCUCUGGAUCUGGGAUCCAUGUCCACUCUGAACUUUCCCGAGAUGAGAGCUAUACAGGCCAUGAGGAAUACGAAGGCGGGUGGAGGAGGUAGUAAGAAGAAGUCGAAGGCUGAAGAUAUUGCGCAGUCGUUUAAAAAGAUACGACUGGCUUCGCAAAGCAAGUCGGAUACGGACACAAGGAAAGUUCUGAAGCGGAAGGUGCCGGAUAGUGAGGAGAAGUCAGAGUCGAAUAAAGUGAAAUCUUUGAAAUGCAAAGCACCGAUGCCAAGGUUGGAGGGUUCGGAAUUGAAGGCUUUUGACGGGAGUAAUGCGAUGGAGACGGAUGAGGAAGAUGCGUUGAAAGGUGAGAAGCAGGUGCCUGCGAAAGCCUCGACAAAUUCUCCAGCAGCUUCAAACAAGAAGGGCGGUGCAGCGAAAGCACCUAGAAGCAGCAUAAGCUCAGGGCAUGAGAAGUUGGGGGGCGAGGCUGCCGAAACGGCGUCUCACAAGGCGAAGCGGAAAUCUGUGGAGUUCCAGAAAUCGGAAAUGGAGUCGGAGAAAGAGGCUCUGAAACUCAAGAAGCAGAAAGUGGAGGAAGCGAAGGAGGUAAGUACAGCCGUGAAGAGGCGACGUGCCCCUAGCGCGAAGGGCAAGGCAAAUGGUGGAGCAUCUGGUCAAGAGGCCUGUUCUACUACAAAAGAGGACGGAAAGGACAGCGACGGUGUGAAGCAGGAAUCCGGCAUGGUUGGUCAAGGAAAUCAAGCAGGUCAUAGAGCUUCACGGAAAAGCAACAUACACAGAGCCUUUGCGGAUAGCUUUGUGGAAUCUGACUACGCGCGAGUGUACAAGACAACAUCAAAGCGGAGGGCCAUGCUGGACAAGGUUGGGAGGAAGUCGGACAGCUCCUCUACGAUUCCCAGCGCAGAGAAGAGCCCGGCUACUUCACCAAAAGAAACAACUCCGAAUCCAUCAAGGUCGCGGAGGGAGAGGAAAUUUCAAGGGGAGGAGGACGAAGCAAAGGGUAAAAACGGGGAGGAGAGAGGCGGACAAGGUCGCAAGAAGCCGCCGUUGUCGAAGUCAAAGUGCGCCCCUGCACGUGACGAGGAGCAGCAGCCCGCGCGGUCUCGAUCAGCGGGGAAGAGCUCGGCGAAGGGGUCUGGGAAGCGAAGAUCGCAGCGGAACUUUAUGGGAGUGCAAGCAACUCCAAGCGGACGGUUCAAGGCGAAAAUCUACGUCCCCAGGACAAAGAAGCAUAUUUAUAUCGGGAUAUACGACACACCCGAAGAGGCAGCUCAUGCUUACGAUGAAGUAGCCUACCGAAAGCGUGGUGCGACAGCCCCUCUGAACUUUCCGGAAGCAUUUCAUGCAAAAAUCAAAGCCAAACAGCCGAUCAAGAAAGUGGUUAUCCAGCUGACAGAUGCGGGAGACUUUGAGGCGAUGUGCUACGACCCCAAGGCGCAGGAUUAUCAUUCUGUGGGCGUGUUUAGUUCAGUAGAUGCCGCCCGUCGAGCGGGUGCUCGUGAAGCAGCCACCAUGGAUUCGGGCAACUCGGAAGCGUCUGGGAGGGAUGAAGGCGAUGGCGAUGGGGAUGGGGACGGCGACGGCGAGUCGUGGAGUACGAAGUACGACAGUGGUUUGAAGAGCAAGACCAUGACAGGGAAGCACAGCAAGCCUGGUGAUGCAGGAAACACGGGUUCGCCUGUCGGGCAGGAUGUCGAAGAAGGUGGUUCGGAUGAGGAUGACGUGGCGGUUGCGGAGCAGUCGCAGAAGGCGUCAGUGAGAUCCAUGCGGUCGAAGAAAGGAACGUUUGCGCGGGCAUCUAUGAACAAGAAGGCGAGUCGGCGAGGAAACAUGACGCGGCGGGCGGACUUCAGAGGCGUGUAUUGCAAUGGACACAAGUUCCAGUCGAUAUAUUACAAUCCCGCAACCAAGAAGCAUACGUAUCUGGGCACAUUUUUGACUGCGGAGGAGGCUGCCCGAGCUCAUGACCAGGUGGCGUUUGGGCAGUUUGGGGAGGAAGCUAAGUUGAACUUACCUGAAGAAAUUGAGACGCUGAGAAGAACUGUUAAGGUGAUCGGAAACAACGCAGUUCUGAUGAACCGCAGCAAAGCGAAAGAAGCAGAGGAGGAUGGCGAAGAGGAAGAGGAAGAUGGAGGAGAUUCACGUUCUUCUAGUCCGGUUGCUAGCCGAAAGGAGGAGGUGGAAGAUGCAGAAGCUCCAGUAGACGGUGACAUGGCUGAAGCCGUGGAGGAUGAAGAGGAAGAGCGAGGUUCACCCGGUAAUUCGCCUUCGAAGCCAAGCCAGAUGGGCGGAAUUUGGAGCAAGUCCAAGUGGUUCAAGGAUGAUUGUUUGGACAUUGUUUUGAAGAAGGGCAACAGUGGCGAGAACGCGUGUAGUGGUGGUAUUCCUGGUCGUAGUGGUGAUGUAAAGUCGUCUGAGAAGCCUAGUGCGGGGUCGAAGCUGUGCAGUGGCGAGCGUGGUGGAGGUGCCGAAGAUUGGAAGACUUCGGAGCAGGGGAAUCGGGAAAAGGGAGGUAGAGAUGAAUUGCGAUUAGGAAGCGACGUGGAAGAGAGAGCGGGGAGGCGAAUCUCCCGUCGCAAGAUGUAUCGUGCAAGUCGCAUUGGGACCCCAGGCAGUGUUCUCGAGGAAGUCGUGAGGAUUUCUUUGGAGAAGGAUAAAAUUAGAGAAGAGCAGGAAGGGAAGGAUGAGUGGGAAGGGGAGAAAAGUUUGGGUGGAGGGCAAAGUGGGGCCUCGGUGGAGGAAAAGAAGUGUCAAGGUAGUUCCAGCCAACAGGUGUUGCGAAGGAGUCGCAGGAAUACCCCUCCGCCGAAAAGCUCAGUCGUGGAAGCUGGUGCCGUGUCAGUGCCUGAGAAGGGCCAGAGUGAGGAGCAAAGCGAGGCAGGGCCAGCCAUGCCUUUGUUUGAUGCGUUGGCAGGAGAAUUCCUGAAGGCGAGUAUUGUGUUGGAAACGGCUGAAACUGAUGUAGGUGAAGGCCGGCUUCACAAGGAAGGCGAAACAUCUGUGACUCGUGCGACACAUGAAACUCACGGUGAAGUUGUGAACGGCGACCGGCUUGGGAAUGAGGCUUUGGAAGCCCCCGAGGGCGAGAUUGGCGCCACGAGAGGUUUGGCAGGGAACCCGGCAUCGAUGACUUCGAGUGAGAAUGCGGGCCUUGCUGACGAUGACGCAUAGUGGGCAAUCGGAUGGCAUCGUCAGUCAAUACUCAUGUGAGAGCCCCUCGCGCAGCUUAGGGUGGCGUGAUUGUAAUUUUCAGAGCGUGGAGGCUGGAGGCAGCAUCCCUCACCCAAAGCAUUGUGUUGAAGAGUUGGUCUUGGGAUCAGCUUGAAGAGAGUCGUAAACGGCUUUGUGCGGUUCUUGAGCUGGAAGCUAGGCUGGCGUUACGGGGAUGAUCUUGUGAAGCGCUUUGUGGGAGCCGCAGACGUCCAAGCACAGGUCGGAAUUGGAUUACAAAUGUUGGUAUACGUGGAUUGGGACGUGUGCAGAUUCGAUCGGAAGAAGGGGUCCUGAAGAUUGUACAGAAAGUUGCAGCAGUUUGUGCAGCUGUGAUGUGACUUCUAAAUUUCCUCUGAGCGAGGGAUUACAUUGUAAAGAUUGGUUAGAGUCAGGUUGUGGGGGUAAGUUUAGGUAGUUGUACACGAAACAGAAUUUUGAAGGAAUGCGGCGAAUGUCCCCCAUCACCCAUUAUUUAAUCUAUGCUCAUUUGGCUACUGCCGUAGCUGCUGCUUUCUGUGCGCUUGGUAGGGUUUAUUUUGGCGA
This is a messenger RNA of Physcomitrium patens, 9559 nucleotides long. RefSeq lists its product as uncharacterized. NCBI's taxonomy places the organism in Eukaryota, Viridiplantae, Streptophyta, Bryopsida, Funariales, Funariaceae. Gene Ontology annotation, molecular function: DNA-binding transcription factor activity; DNA binding. Gene Ontology annotation, biological process: regulation of DNA-templated transcription. The record is from RefSeq and is a predicted model, not a curated record.